This is a messenger RNA of Spirodela intermedia, 369 nucleotides long. The record is from the annotation of a GenBank genome assembly. Lineage: Eukaryota; Viridiplantae; Streptophyta; Magnoliopsida; Alismatales; Araceae.
AUGGCUUCAAAAUCUCAUGUCAUAGCUGCAGUCCUCGUCUUUCAUUUGCUGUUCUCUUCAUUAGUUUCUGGCCAAACCCCUUCACCUCCUCCGCCACCCAUCGGGCUUCUGCCAUGUGUUAUUAACGUGUUGUCCCUAGCAAUUUGCGCUCCGGUGCUGUUGGUCCUGAAAUUACUUGGAAUCGGAAAUCCUAAUGGGCCCUGCUGUACCCUCAUCAGAAGCCUGUCAGCGAACCAGGCUGCUUCCUGCCUUUGCCUCGCGGUCAGAGUGAACAUCCUUGGUCUCAACAUUAGCAUCCCAGGCGAUAUCGGGCUUCUUGUGAAAUUAUGUAACGUGACCCUGCCGAUUGGUUUUGGCUGUCCCACCUAG